AGGAUAGUUUUGUAUAAAUAGCGCGAAGCUAGGAAUCACCUGGCAGAAUGUCUACAAUACAUCACUUGCACUGGACAAGAUAAACUGAACACAACACACACAGCACAAGCACUUUUCCUCUGAUGGCAUCCUUCUUAAAACAAUUAAGACUUCUUCUUUGGAAAAAUGGUCUGAGUGUCAUCCGGCAGCCGGCCUGGUCGGUGGCUCUCAUCAUCUGGCCAAUUGUCAUCUUCAUCAUCUUGGCCAUCACACGCUCACAGUUCCCUCCACAACUCAAAGACACAUGCUAUGUGGCGCCACGCAACCUUCCGAGCGCCGGGUUCUUCCCAUUCCUGCAGACGCUCAUGUGUAGCACAGACAGUCACUGCACCAACAAAUCCUACCUAACACAAGAACAGUCUAAAACCGUUUGGUACAUGGGUCAUCGACGACGCAGGGAUGUCCAAUCUCACAGUCUCCCAUCACUGCUUCAUGACUUACCUCCCCUGGCUCAUCUCCAGAAGGAAGGCCUUGUUCAUUCCAUCCUUAAAAGAGAUACAGCAAAUCAACCAGAACUCCAAGACUUAUGGGACCGAAUACUCAAUUCCAGCCUUGAGUCACAUCCUAAUGUAACCUCAGUCAUGCAGGCUUUGAACAACACCGUACUGGUUGAUCAGGAUUCAAUGAACGUUGUGUGGGACUCCAUUAGCGUCUUGAAAAAAUCCAUCUGCAACUUCUCCAUGACUGCCAUGAACAUAUCAGACAGUUCCCAGGUGGAUCCAUUCACAUACGGCCUAAUAAACUUCUGCAGGUCCAACAACACAGUUCUGGAAGCAUCCUUACUAACCCUAAACCAGGUGUUCCUGAAUAACCCAGAAGAAGUGUUGCAUACGGUCGGGGAGAGCGUGGUGGUUGUAGAUAGGCUUCAAGAAGAAACGUCAGUGUGGGACUUCUUGCUGGGCCUGCCUGAUCUCUUCCUAAAGCCCACAGAUCAAGAGAAGCUAAAAACCGGAGCGGUGGAAUUAGGAAGUCUAAAAAAUGUCUUGAGCUUCAUCCAGAUGAUUUUCCCAGAGGCCAAUGUUUCUGCCUCCGCCAUGAACGCAGUCAUUGAUAAAGCCAUUGACUUUUUCAACUACACCAGCUCUUGGCAAGGGAGAGAUACGUAUAUCAAAUUAAGUGAUGUCUUGACACAAAGCAGCAUUGAUCCCCUCGCCUCAGAGAUAAAGGACCUAAUCAGCCAAAUCCAGAUUCCUCUGGAAAAGAUUCAAGUGCUGCUCAUCGAUGAUGACUUCAAUACAUUUUUGUGCGACAAAAGCAUCACUGCCUCUUAUUGCCGGAGUUGGGAAGUGGGACAGAUAUUUCAAGCGAUACAUAAGGGGAAGGUUGCCCAGCAGGUGCUGGUGGCCUGGAGUCAGAGCUCUUCUUCAGCAGACAUUGCCUUUGCUAAAGAGAUGGUGAGCAACAUCUUGGGCCUCAUCUCUCCAGCAAGCUCCCAAGCUCUUUUUAAACACGUCAGGUCCUCACGUAGCACCAGCAAUGCUCAACCGCAGAGUUUGGGGGAACAAAUAUUCCUUGGAAUCGGCAAUGCAGCAUUUGACCUAUUGCGUGGACUGCCUGGCUGGGAAUACAUUCAGACUUUCAUGAUGGCUGGUCAUUCGUCCAUGCAGAUGGUGAGAGUUGCAAUGGAAGUGCAGAUGCCAUUUCUGAACACUGUCCUGAAAGACACCAAGACUCUCCAGGAAGUCCUCCUUUCCCUAGCUCAGAAUGAGACCGUUGCUAAUGCCUGGGCUGACAAUGUCAUUGAUUCCAUUGAGCAAACUCUGAUCAAAGUUUUUAAAGGCAACACUAACUGCAGCGAUCUGUAUGCUCCCUGGGCAUGGAUGUCUGCAUACACCUCUGUGAACCCCGAGCUGUGGAACACACUAGUUUGUUCUGAAAAUUACAUGUGGCUUGAACAAAUGUUGAUGACAUCACUUAACCCCGUAACUGAGAAGGUCCAACAGUUGGCUGGCAUUGUUAAUGGAAGUGUGAUGUAUAAUGUCACACCCUCCGUGAUCAUGUCAGAGUGGCACACAGUAUCAUCAACAUCCAUGGUUUAUGGUACUGCCCUCCAAAACUUGGUAACUAAGCUUGGUCAGACAAACUUCACAGCAUGGAUGUCAGAGCAAAUUCCAGUUCAUUUGUCCCAGAUUCUUAUGACCAGGGGUUUGGAGAAGUUUAAAACCAUUAGUCCUCAGCUGGAGCAGAGCUGUCUUUGGCCCUCCAUGGAACCGUACUUCCAUAUGGCUUAUUGGAUUAUGACCUACCAACCCAAUGUCACCACAUCACCAAACUGUACUCUUCAGUCGUAUGCCCUUACAUGCCAGACCAACUUUACAUGGGAAACAUUUGUUCCAUUGAUUCAAUCUCUGAUCGCUGAAAUGUCAAGCAAUCCUGCCAGCCUGCUUAGACCUAUCCAGGGAACACUGGCUCUUCUUCAAAGCGUCUACCAUGACAGAUACAUGGCACUUUUGCAGCAGGUUCUUGCCAGCAACUCCAGUCCACUGUUCAGCAAUGAUACGUUAGCAAUUUCAGCAAAAGGCCUGUUGCUAAACCUCAUCAAUACAGUUGAUAAAGAAAUUCGGCUUCUCUCCAAUAUUGAGUCCACUGAGCAGUUUAACACUCAGCUCUCACACUCACUGUUAAAUGACAUCAUGGCCUCUCUUGGAUUGGGACAGCUUGAGAACAUCUUGUCCGACGGUUUGCCCAUCUCCAGUCUUCACCCAGUUGUUCAGAAUAUCCUUCAGUUCCUGCGAAACGAUUCCGUACUGAUGCUACGCAAUGAGGGGGAGUUUGCUGUAAUGAGUGAAAUUUUGCGCCAGCUUGGAACCGUCUUACCAUCACAGCAACAGAAUCAGGUAGAAGCAGUGCUCAACUACACUCAUGCCCUGAUUAGAGAUCUGAAGAUCUGCUCAGCUAUUGGUCAGGACUGUGUGGGUGACGCCCAAAAGGUGUUUGAGCUUCUUAACCUCACCGUUUCUCUCCUUCCCGAUAAACCUUUUAAUAGCCUAGCCCUCAAUGGUAAUAUGACUCUCUCUGUUGUUGGCGACGUGCUAUCUCUGGUCUUGCCAUGGAGCAUGUCAGUGCCAGCAGAAUCCACUUCCGAGAUCGUCAAAAAGGUCCAACAUCUUCUUCACCAGAUUUAUGCAUCUUCUAAUGAAAAUUUAACAAGUAUUAAUGACGCGCUACAAGCCUCCAAUCUCACUCUUUCAGAAUUAGAACAAGUCCUAAAUGCUAUUAAGAUAUAUAAUGGGUCAGUGUUCAACAAUAAACUGCAUCUGUUUCUUGCCAAUAUGAGCAUUCAAAGCCCACAAUGCCUGAUCAGUCAAACCAUUCAGACUUCUCAAAGACCGCUCUAUGGAGAAGCUGAUUGUGUACUUCAGUUCAUUCAGAGUGCUGUUGGUUUGCUACCUGUGGCAGAGGACGUUCAAACAACUCUUGGACACUGGCUCAGCAUCACUGCUGCAGAAUUAAAGAACUUUUCCAGUCCCGAAACCAACGCACUAUGGGUGACAGAAGAGGUACUUACAACAACACUGUCAACCAUCAGACAAAACCUUCAAAGUCUUCAUGUGGACAAUGUGACUGUGAUUAAAGGUGAGCUUAACAUUCUGGAAGACCUUUUGAGAAUCUCUUUCAGAGAAAGGUAUCCGUAUCACACCAUAAACUCAACACUGAUGGUUCAUGGAGAUUAUGCACAGAAGGUGUAUGGAGAAAUCACAAUGUGGUACCUAAGCAAGCUUGGGAAUGCCACCAGCGGCAGCACGUUUGCAGAGAUUCUCCAACCGUUGAUUCACAUGGCCAAGAAGCACGUGGACUUCAUCAACACAGAGACACAGUUGAACACACUGGUAAUGAAUCAGAUCCAAAACUUGAGCGCUAACGUGAAGCUUCCUCUGGAUGGUGAAGAUCUUACGCAAGUUGCCAAUGCGAUCAUGACUAUAUUGCAAGGUGAGCUGGGACUGAUCAAAACGAACCUUGAAAUCCAACAGGUGUUCUAUGAUUUUGUUGGCUCGCCAAUGAAUGUCAAUAUCCCAGAUGAAAUUGAGGCUCAAAUCAUGACCUACCUCAACUUGACAAAGGAUUGGAUCACUAACCCACAACUGACAGCAGCACUUGGCAGAAUCUUCCAGUGGGACAUUAGCUCUCUAGAUAUAGCAACACCUGGGAUGGAUCUGGAGCAUCUCAUUCAAGCCAUGACUCCCCUACUCUGCCGUGAGGAGCAAACCUUCCUUGCUGUUGUUGAACAGGUCUCUCAAUCGGUAAACUAUGCUAUACACUUAGCUAACAGUGAUGGUGGUCUCCAAAGUGAAAACUUCACCAAUUCCAUCAUUAGUGCUAUGAGUGUGGUUCUGGAAAGUAUUUCUAAUGAGACUGGAGGUCUACCUCAGGAUGUGAUUCAUGGUAUUCUUGGUGCUGUUCAUGGUUCGCUCCAGUUGAUCCUGAACCCCAAUAUGAGCAACACUCAAGCUGGAAACAUAACGCAGGAGACUAUUAAGCAUGUGGAUGAGGUAAUUCAUGCUCUCUUGCCAGUCGAGGUAACAGGGGUGCUGGUUCCCAUCACAAACAGCCUUUUGACCUAUUUGCAGUCCAUCUCCCAACCUGGUGGACCUGACAAAUGGAACCAAGUCAUUCUUAAUGUCAUGACAGAUCUUCAGAAUUCAGUGUCGUCAAACAGCACAGCUCAGCCCAUCAUUUCCAUGUUGCUCAACAUCACAGAAUCCAUUCUGAGCUCAGAUAAAGACAACAUGACAGGGAACUGGAUUGCUAACCUUCAGCUAACUAGUAUAUUUAACCAAACUCUAGUUGUACCUCAGGGCAUGGUUGACACCAUUCUUGUUGGUUAUUAUGGUUUGCUUCAGUUGAUCACAAAGCCCAAUAUGAGUUACACUGAAGCUAAUAACCUCACAAUGGAGACAAUCCAGAAAGUGAAUGAAGUAAUUCAGACUCUUUGGCCUGGGGAGACAGCUGAGGUGCUGGUUCCAGUGACAAACAGCAUUUUCACCAUUUUGAACAGCAUCUCCAAACCUGUUGGAUCUGAUAACUGGAAUGAAGUCAUUAUUAACCUGAUGAAAGAACUGAAGAAUUCGCUGCCGUCAAACAACACAGCCCAGUCCAUCAUUUCCAUGUUUCUAAAGGUCACAGAAUCCAUUCUAAGCUCCAGUGAAAGAAACUUUACUAGCAACCAGGAUAUCAUUAGCUUUGCAGAUAAUAUAACAUCCAUGAUGGACCAACUAAUCCAAUCCCUGCUCUCGCCUGAAGAGAUGGCCUACAUCACAGUUUCUGAGCAGGUGCUGCAACAUCUAAACUAUGCUCUGGACGUGGCCAUUUCUGAUGGUGGCCUACAAAACGAAAAGUUCUCAAAAUCCAUUGUCAGUGCUAUUGGUGUGGUUCUGGAGAGAAUGUCCAAUGAGACUGGACGUUUACCUCAGGAUGGGAUUCACAACAUUCUUGGUGCUUUUCAUGGUUCGCUCCAGCUGAUCCUGAACCCCAAUAUGAGCAACGCUCAAGCUGGAAACAUCACACAGGAGAUUAUUAAGCAGGUGAAUGAGGUCCUUCAUGCUCUUUUGCCAGCGGAGGCAACUGAGGUGUUGGGUCCCAUAACAAACAGCAUUUUGACCUAUUGGCAGACCAUCUCCCAACCUGGUGGACCUGACAAAUGGAAUGAAGUCAUUCUUAAUGUGAUGACAGAUCUUCAGGAUUCAGUGUCGUCAAACAGUAAAGCUCAGCCCAUCAUUUCCAUGUUGCUCAACAUCACCAAAUUCAUUCUGAGCUCAGAUAAAGUCAACUUGACAGGGAACUGGAUUGAUACCAAACAACUGACUGGAUUGUUUAAUGAAACUAUAUCUUUACCUCUGGAUGUGGUUGACAACAUUCUUGUUGGUUAUUAUGGUUUGCUUCAGUUGAUCACAAACCCCAAUAUGAGUUACACUGAAGCUAAUAACCUCACAGUAGAGACCAUCCAGAUGGUAGAUGAAGUCAUUCAAACUCUUUGGUCGGUGGAGACCGCUGAAGUGCUGGUUCCAGUCACAAACAGCAUUAUCAUCCUUUCGAGCAGCAUCUCAAAACCUGGUGAACCUGAUAACUGGAAUGAACUCAUUCUUAACCUGAUGAAAGAACUCCACAACUCCCUGCCGUCAAACAACACAGUCCAGUCCAUCAUUUCCAUGUUUCUAAAGGUCACAGAAUCCAUUCUAAGCUCCAGUGAAAGAAACUUUACUAGCAACCAGGAUAUCAUUAACAUUGCAGAUAAUAUAACAUACAUUAUGGACCAACUAAUCCAGUCCCUGCUUUCACCUGAAGAGGUGGCCUCCAUCACAGUUUAUGAGCAGGUGCUGCAACAUCUAAACUAUGCUCUAGAGGUGGCCAAGUCUGAUGGUGGUCUACAAAACGAAAAGUUCUCAAAAUCCAUUGUCAGUGCUAUUGGUGUGGUUCUGGAGAGAAUGUCCAAUGAGACUGGACAUUUACCUCAGGAUGGGAUUCACAACAUUCUUGGUGCUUUUCAUGGUUCGCUCCAGCUGAUCCUGAACCCCAAUAUGAGCAACGCUCAAGCUGGAAACAUCACACAGGAGAUUAUUAAGCAGGUGGAUGAGGUCCUUCAUGCUCUUUUGCCAGCGGAGGCAACUGAGGUGUUGGGUCCCAUCACAAACAGCAUUUUGACCUAUUGGCAGACCAUCUCCCAACCUGGUGGACCUCACAAAUGGAAUGAAGUCAUUCUCAAUGUGAUGACCGAUCUUCAGGAUUCAGUGUCGUCUAACAGUACAGCUCAGCCCAUCAUUUCCAUGUUGCUCAACAUCACCAAAUCCAUUCUGAGCUCAGAUAAAGUCAACAUGAAAGAGGACUGGAUUGAUACCCAACAACUGACUAGUUUGUUUAAUGGAACUGUCGCUUUACCUCAGGAUGUGGUUGACAACAUUCUUGUUGGUUAUUAUGGUUUGCUUCAGUUGAUCACAAACCUCAAUAUGAGUUACACUGAAGCUAACAACCUCACAAUAAAGACUAUACAGACGGUGGAUGAAGUCAUUCAAGCUCUUUGGCCUGUGGAGACUGCUGAGGUGCUGGUUCCAGUCACAAACAGCAUUAUAAAAUUUUUGAACAGCAUCUCCAAACCUGUCGGACCUGAUAACUGGAAUGAAGUCAUUCUUUAUGUGAUGGAAGAACUCGUGAUUUCCCUGCCGUCAAACAACACGGCUCAGUCCAUAAUUUCCAUGUUUUUAAAGGUCACAGAAUUCAUUCUAAACUCCAGUGAAGGAAACUUCACAAGCAACUGGAUUGACCACCAGGAUAUCAGUAACUUUGCAGAUAACGUAACGUCCAUGAUAGAUCUUGAUCAACUAAUCCAAUCCCUGCUCUCGCCUGAAGAGAUGGCCUUCUUUGCAAUUUCUGAGCAGGUGGUUCAGCAUCUAAACCAUGCUCUAGAGGUGGCCGGCACCGAUGGUGGUCUUCAAAGUGAAAAGUUCACAGAAGCCAUCAUCAGUGCUGUGAGUGUGGUUCUGGAGGGUUUGCAGAAUGAGACUGGACCUCUACCUCAGGAUGGGAUUCACAACAUUCUUGGUGCUUUUCAUGGUUCGCUCCAGCUGAUCCUGAACCCCAAUAUGAGCAACACUCAAGCUGGAAACAUCACACAGGAGAUUGUCCAGAGGGUGCAUGAAGCGAUUCAUGUCCUUUUACCAGAAGAAGUGACUGAGGUGUUGGCUCCCAUCACAACUGGCAUUUUCACCUAUUUUAAGACCAUUUCCCAACCUGGUGGACCUAACAAAUGGAAUGAAGUAAUUGUAAAUGUGAUGAGAGAGCUUCAAAAUUCUCUUCCGUCAAACGGCACAGCUCAGUUCAUCAUAUCUUCGGUUCUUAAAGUCACAGAGCACAUUUUGAGCCCACAACAAGGUCAUGCAAACCCUUGGGAAUACUUUGGAAACUUCAGUCUAGACAACAUCAGUAAAUUAACAGCACAGCUGACAGAGUUCAUGAGCUCUGUGUCCCCAUUCUUGAACGAAUCCUCUCACAUGGUCACGCAAGCUGUAGCCGUGCUGGUCCAGAUCAUCUCUGGGAACGCUGAAGAACUGACCUUUGACAAGUUGGAGGAGAUGCUGGCUGCUUUCUUGUCAACUUUCCGUGAAACUGCUGUGUGGGAGUCAUUUCCCUCUGUUGUGUCUACAAUGCAGACGAUCAUUGUUAACAGUACUCAAAACAUACAGGCGCAAACAGCGUUCUUCUACACACUUCAGGGGCCAUUGUACAGCAUUUUGUCAGACAUCUUUUAUGGCGUGAAUGCAAGCGGUUUCAACAUUUCAUAUGUUGUUGAUGGAUUGCCACAUGCCCUUUUGUUGACCACAGAAGCUGCUUCACAGGCUGGUUUGGAGGGUAAUAGCCUAAACUGCAGCUACAUGCUGGAAAUAUGGAAGGAUGUUGGAAAUGUUGCUGGCAUCAGUGAAGAUGAUGUUGUCUUGUGGUGUAACGUCCACCUACAGCCUGUCACGGUAGCUUUCAGUACACCACAACUUGCAACAACAGCCUACAAUAUGACGGAAAUGGACCCUCUGUGGGCAAAUAAGACUGCAGACAUGAUGGUCGAGUUGCUGGAGACGUUCUACAGAGUGGCUUUAAACUACACCUUUGCUGGUGAACACCUAAUGGAAAACCUGUUGUAUUACACGUCAACAUUAUCCAACCUCUCUGUGCCAGAAUUAACAAACCUGGCUAACUGGAACAACCAGCUUUACCAGACACAGCUUCAACAAAGCAUGUCCGCAAUACAAAUGGCUCUGGACCAAAUCGGCGAUGAGCAUCCCGGGAUGAUGCCAUACAUCAAUGCAAUUCAAGAAACCAUACAUUACACCUUACAAAAUGGUCUUCUGCAAAACUCAACUUCAGACCCAGAGAUUAUCAUGCAGGCUUUAGAGAUUGCCCUAACUGGAAUGAACUUUACAGAGGAAUUCAUCCAUUAUUUCCGUAGUGGCGACAUGUUUAUGAACCCCAAUGUAAGCACAAUUGACAACAUUAUAAAUGAUGUGAUCCAACUAGUCGUUAGUAUGGAAUUGCUGGGAGAUUCGCCAAUGCUGUAUGGAAUAAUGCAACAGUUUGUGUAUUUGGAUAACACAAGUGGCAUCCUGUGGAAAAUGAUUGAGUUUGUCAACUGGAUGAGCUUCACUGAAGAAACUGGAAUCAACUUUGUCAUAGAGGGCCUGCCCAAGCUGUACGAGAUCGUGAGGCAAAUUCUGCCGGCUUUAACCACGGUGACAUCUCCACGGCAGUGCUUUGCUGAUACUUUCAUUGACAUCGCAGGGAAUGUUUUGUACUUGUUGAGACAAAUCAAACAAACCAGUGAGCUUUUUGAUCCGGCGAAACACUAUCUGAACCCACUCCAAAUGCAGCUGUCUCAAGGACAAAACCUACAUGAACUUUUGUCCCAUACUAGAAACACCAGAAGACACACAGGAACGAGGGAACCAGUGGAUGACUUCCUCGACCUUCUUGACAUCGACUACCAAGCCUUGCUUCAGAUUCUCUCCAUUCCACUUACCACAACUGAGAUUCUGGAGACCAUGCAUGUGUUCUUUGCCAAUCCAGACAUGGCUGUCAUACUGAAGGGGCUUUCGGGAGCAGGUCAUGAGGAAACCAUUGACACGAGUCUGAAUGUGCUGUCCUACGUGACACUCCCCAAUAAUGGAGAAAAACUCCUGGAGAUGUUCAUGGACAUUAACAAUGAAGGAUGGAAUCUGGAAAACCUACAUAAAAUAGAGAAGCUAGCACAGAGCCUGGGACAAACGGUCGAUGUGGCUAUGGGGCUUUCAGACCAGCCUUCUCUGAACAUCACGCAAAGAAUUGAACAUGUGGCUGGACAACUUCAAGCCUCGGUGACCAACAUGGUCUUAAAUGAAGGAAAUGUCACCAGUGCUGUCCAGUUCCUCAGUGCCCUCAACACCAUCCUUUCUGAGAACUUUGAGGAAGUCAAUGAUGUCAGCCCUCAAGUCGCUGGUAGUCUUCUAAACAUACUUGGUCCUUUUUCAAGUCCAGGGUCACAGAUGAUUGUGGCAUCCUAUUUGACGGCCGUGGACCAAACUGCAGAGGCCUUCUCCUCUCUACUCUCUGGAGAUGAAGCAAUGUAUUUCAACAUAUCUAGAGAAAUGCUCAAAGCAUUUGCAUUGCUUGAGGCGUAUCCUAAAGAUGAGAAUGAAGUCCUGCAUGCCACCAACCUGAUUUCGGACUCUCUAAACCAUCUCCUUAACCUUUUGCAAAUCACAACGAUUCCAACCGGACAGUCCGUCGAAGAGAUUACCCACCCCCUUAUCCUAAGCAGUGCGUUGGCCACCCAAAUCCUGUUUAACCUCUCCAUGUCUAACUACAGCCUGAGCAACAAUGCGGAGAUAGAGUGGCAGCUGACCCAAAUUUUCAAUCAGAUGGCUGCCGACCUCCCCAUGGAAAGCCAUGUGUACCUCCAUGCUGUGAAAUCGGCUCUCUUCAGUGCCCGUUCAAUAGUAUCCAAUGCUACAGAAAUCAUUCCCAACUUCCCACAAAUCUCCCAGGAGGUUACGGCCUCUCUCCUUUCCUCCCUAAACAUAACGUAUGAUCCAAUGUCCGAGGAAAUGUCUCCAGUAGACCUCGCUUACAUCUUGAUGACAGUGUCUAAUCAAGUGUCCGUGACUCUUUUCGAAGGCCUCACGGCAACCGACUAUCCUAUCCAAAUCUCUCAAGUGGUGAAUUCUUCAAGUGAGGCUUUACUGACUUUGUACCCAAUAAUGCCUCUUGACGGACAACCGUACCUCAAUAUGACAAUCCACCUCAUGGAGACAAUGACCUCUGUCGUCAACGACUCAAACUCAGUUGAGGAUGUAGACGGGGCGGUAUCUCUCAUAGUCAAUACUAUCAACAGUCUGCUCGCCAUGGUGCCGCAGGUUAAUACGAACUCCACGGACGACAUUAUGGGUAACCUGGAACAGACCCUGAAGGCCGUUCUAAUGAUCCUCCAAAUGGACCAAAACCCUCUCGCCCAAACGGCUGACAUUACCCAGCAGCUGAUGCACACCAUCCAAAACCUCUACCCGCAGGGCAACGGCAGCAUGGAGUUUGAUCUGGCCAAAUUAGUGCUGGGGGAUGCCAACAUAAGUAUUGACCAUCUGCAGAUGAUGAAUGACACCAACUGGACAAACAAGGUUCCUUUGAUGCUGGCAGAUUUAGCCGACACUGUUCCAGAUGACCUGCAGUAUGCUACUUUUAUUAAGACCGUCAUGAGGAGUUUGGCCAACGAAUCCCAAGAGAAUCUCCACCUUCUACAGGAAGUGCUCAACACUGUCUUUGAAGUCGGCUCAGCCAGUUGGAUGAAUGAGAGUUCGGGGCUGAUACUUGACCGCCUGUUGGCUCAGGUGUGUGCUCUGGAAGACAUGUCCUCUGUGAAGCUGAUCAGCCAGACGUUGUCGUUGGACCACAAACCGCUGUGUACCAUGGCCAUUCCCAUCAUCCAGGCCAUCCGUGUGCUCAUGCUCGGCGCAGUGAAUGACAGCAUUAGCAUCUCCGAUGUGAUUUUCCAGACUUUUGUGGGAAACCUGAGCACUUACAACACUGCAGUGGACUGGACGUCUACGCUCUCUCAAAUUGUUGGUUUUAACAUCUCAUUGCUGAAAAGUCUGAGAAUUAAUAUGCCAGCUCCAGCUGAAGUGAAAGUAUCAGAGCUGCUGGAAAACACGACCCUGUUUGUUGAGGAUGUCAUGCGGUAUACCAGCUUUCCACCUGAAUAUCUUAAGGCACUUCUAGAGUCCCCUCUACCCAGCAGUAAUCUGCAGAUCUUGAAAUUUUUGGCAGACCUGAAGCAGUGUUCGAACCUCUCAUCUCUGGGUCUGAGCCCUCAAGGACAGGCUGUCUUUAGCGCUUUCUGUGAUCUGCCAGUCAAUGACUGGUACAGCAUGACACUUCUGUUGGUUCGGCACGUGGACAUGAAGUCUGCUAUAUUCAGGCUUAUAGUAUCCAAAGAAAUUCAGGAUUUGGUGGGAGUCAUGCUUGAGAUGAUCAAUUUCCUGACAGAAAUGAUGAGCAAGCUGGCUCCCGCCCUUAAGAAACUGCAGGAGUACCUGACAGCAAUAGAAGAGCUAAACCUGGUGGCCAACCAGGAGUUUCACAGUCUGGUAAGAGGAAAGCGCUCAACCAUUUCGAGCAGAGCCACCUUGAGCACCAUCUCUCGCGCCUUGUGCAAAAAUGGCAUCCUGACUCUUUUCGCCAUCGGUAAACUUCCCAUCGCAGCUGACACGGAUCCCUCCGUCCAGGAGGUCCACAGGAGGGAGCAACUCAUCGAGAAGUUCAAAAUCCCACACAAUGCCAGUCCCUUCUGUAUGAACCUCUACUUGGAUAUGGUGAAUACAACAGGGGGCGCUGUGGCCUGGGCCUUCCUCAAACCCAUGCUGUUGGGACAGGUCUUGUACUCGCCAGACACGCCUCUGACCAGAGAAAUCAUCAAAAAGUCAAAUUCCACACUGAAUCAGUUUGGUGAUCUGAAGCUGUAUUCUGCAGAGUGGUUAAAGUCAUCGUCUUAUGUCAUGCAGUCCGCUAAUGUUCUGGCUAAAACAUUGCCGAUUCUUCAGAACUCUCUGCGCAAUCCCUUCGUCCAAAACUUCAUUCAGACUCAGACUGGUAUUGAUGUCACACAGAUGAGUGCAACGCUCAGCCAGUUCUCUAACAUGACAGAUCUGUUAGCGCAAAACAAGUUCAUCAUGGAUCAGAUCACCACCCUCUCCAACCUGAUGAUGAACCUCUCCUCCUGUGUGAACUUCGACCGAUACAGAGGCUUCAAUUCUUCUGAUGAGCUUAACACCCGUGCUGAGAAGCUGGCUCAGAACCGAGAGCUCUACGCCAGCGUCAUCUUCAAACUUCCCAAGGAGAAGUCAAACUCCAGCCUGCCCCAUGAAAUCGACUACACCAUCCGCAUGAACAUCGAGAACUCCAUGCGGACGGACCGUGCCCGGAAUCCCUUCUGGGUCAAGGAUGCCUUCAUCUCGGCCAUUGACACUCUGCGGUACAGUCGAGGCUUUGUGUACCUGCAGGAGAGCAUUGAGAGAGCCAUCAUUGAAAUGCAGACGGGUAAAGCCAUGGAUGGGCCCGCCGUCCAGAUCCAAGCCUUCCCGUAUCCCUGUUACUACAAGGACGAGUAUCUCAACAGCAUUGCUUUUGCCUUCCCGAUGGCGCUCAUGAUUUCUUGGGUUCUGUUUAUUGCCAACUUUGUGAAAAAGCUAGUCCACGAGAGGGAGCUGCGACUCCAUGAGUACAUGAAAAUGAUGGGCGUCAAUCCCAUCAGCCACUUCUUUGCCUGGUUCAUUGAGAGCGCCGGGUUCAUUGUGGUCACCACCAUCAUCCUCACCAUCAUUUUGAAAGCGGGCGGCAUCCUCCCUUACAGCGACGGCUUCGUGAUCUUCCUCUACCUGUGUGACUACGGCCUCAGCAUCCUCGCCAUCAGCUUCCUGGUCAGCUCCUUCUUUGACAAGACUAACAUCGCCGGGCUGAGCGGCAGCCUCAUCUAUAUCAUCUGCUUUUUCCCCUUCAUCGUGCUGAUUCACCUGGAGGACAACCUCUCGUUCUCUGUGAAGAGCGCGCUGGGUCUCUUUUCUCCGACAUGCUUCAGCUACGGCAGUCAGUAUAUCACACGCUAUGAGAAACAGGAAGAAGGCAUCCAGUGGAACAACAUGUAUGUUUCUCCUCUGGCCGGUGACACGACAUCCUUCGGUUGGCUCUGCUGGCUGCUCCUCAUCGAUUCAGGGUUGUAUUUCAUCAUCGGUAUUUACAUCCGCAUGGUCUUCCCAGGCAAGUAUGGCAUCAGUGUUCCCUGGUACUUCCCUUUUACACGGUCCUUCUGGGCGGAUAUGUUCAGCUGCUGUAUCAGAUCACCAAAGAAGAUUGGCAGAGGGCUUCUCUUCACCAACAUGAUGCAGGAACACAACAACCGUGAUAAAAGCAAAGGUACAAAUACUUUCUUGGCUAAUGGGGAAGAAGAUGUCUCACGGUUGCCUGUGGGAGUCUCGCUCCACAGCCUGACAAAGACCUACGGCCACCGGCAUGCGGUAGACAACCUGAAUCUUUCUUUCUACGAGGGACAUGUCACCUCUCUGCUGGGUCACAAUGGUGCUGGGAAAACCACCACUAUGUCACUUUUGACCGGCUUGUUUGCACCCACCUCUGGCACCAUUGAGGUCUAUGGAAUGGACAUGCAGACUUAUAUGGAGGAUGUGCGGAAGGAGAUGGGCGUGUGCAUGCAGUAUGACGUCCUUUUCGAUCACCUCACCACCAAGGAACACCUACUGUUAUACGCUCAGAUCAAAGCCCCCCAGUGGAACAUGCAGGAAGUGAACGAACAAGUGCGCAGGAUUCUAAAGGAAACAGGCAUGUACGCCCACCGGCAUAAACGCGUCGGCACCCUGUCAGGCGGUAUGAAGAGGAAGCUAUCCAUCUCCAUCGCCUUCAUAGGAGGCUCUCGGCUGGUGGUGCUGGAUGAACCGACCACCGGGGUGGAUCCCUGCUCUCGACGCAGCAUCUGGGACAUCGUCCUUCAGCACAAGCAAGAACGCACCAUCAUUCUUUCCACCCAUCACCUGGAUGAGGCCGAGGUUCUCAGCGAUCGCAUCGCCUUCCUGGAGCGCGGAGGCCUGAAAUGCUGCGGUUCUCCAUUUUACCUGAAAGACAAGCUGGCUAAAGGUUACAACCUCAUCCUUACGAAGAAGGUUCAGUGUCCUGAUUCAAAGGAAAAGUUUAACAGCGAGGAACUAAAACAAUUCAUUCAGUCCCACCUGCCUGACGCUCGGCCGAAAGAGGGAGACGUCGGUGAAGUGGUGUACUCUCUCCCGCCGUACAGCCCCCAGAACGCAGUCGCGUACCAAUCACUACUCAACAGUCUGGAUCAAAACCUGGACAGUCUUCAGCUCGGCUGCUAUGGCAUUUCAGACACCACCCUCGAAGAGGUGUUCCUGCAGUUGACUCGAGACGAUAUGGAGCCUGAAGUAAACAGCCUCCCUUCUGUGUCAGAGUCUGUGCUGGUGAAUGACUUAUUUGCUUCGAGAGACAGUAUUCCGGACGACAUCAACAGCAUGUAUCUCGGAGAGAAAGCCAGCCUCAACGGCAGCUCGAGCGCGAGUGGGUUGGCCCUGACCGCACAGCGUGUGAUGGCCAUGCUGCUGAAACGUGUGCAUCACUCCAAGAGGGAUUGGAAGGGUCUGAUCUCACAGGUGGUGCUGCCUGUGCUCUUUGUCAUCGCCGCCAUGGGUCUAGGCUCUAUCAAGAGUGAUCUCCAGCACUUUCCGAAAAUGGAGCUGACGCCUGCUCUCUACCACGUUGAUGAACAAUAUGCUUUCUUCAGCAAUCAGAAUUCCAGCAGCAGCAGACUUGUAGACACCAUGAUGUCCUAUCCAGGCAUUGACCACUUCUGCAUGAAAGACCCCAGUAACCCGGUUUGCUUGGAGAGGCAUAACAAAGGAGCAGAGACUUGGCUCUCCAGAGGCAACAACUCGGCUACGUUUUCCACCUGCAAGUGUAGCAAGCAAAUGCAGUCAUGUCCUGCCUCAGGUUACGAUCCUCCUCACAUAAGAAAUCCAUCAUCCCAGAUCGUCUACAACCUGACGGGCAUCAACAUAGAGAACUAUCUGCUGUCCACUGCAAAUGACUUCAUUAGAAACAGAUACGGAGGCUGGGAAUUUGGAAAGCCCCUCCCUAUUGAUCUCAAGAUGGACAUGUUAGACGUACCACAGAACAGAACUCUUUCUAAGGUUUGGUAUAACCCAGAAGGCCACCACAGCAUGCCAGCUUACCUCAACAGCCUCAAUAACUAUCUGCUCAGAUCCAGUCUGCCACCUGAGAAACGACAAAAAUACGCUAUCUCGGUAUCCAGCCACCCCUAUCCUGGCCAAGUUCAAGGAGAAGAUAUCAUGGUGGGAAGUCUGGUCAGCAUUCUGGUCUCACUCUGCGUCAUCACCGGCUACUCCAUCAUGACCGCCAGCUUUGUCAUCUAUGAGGUUCAGGAACAUCACACCGGUUCCAAGAGACUUCAGCAGAUCUCUGGCAUCAGCGAGCAUUUUUACUGGAUCAUCAACUACUUUUAUGAUAUGGCUCUUUACAUGGUUCCCGUGGUCCUCUCUGUGGUUACGGUAGCGGCAUUUCAGCUCUCGGCCUUCACAGACAGGCAGAACCUAGCCGCAGUCACUCUUCUGCUGGUGCUAUUCGGCUUUGCUACCUUCCCUUGGAUGUAUCUUCUGUCUGCUGUAUUCAAGGAUACAGAGAUGGCCUUCAUCGGUUAUGUGUGCAUCAAUCUGUUCAUCAGCGUCAACACCAUCAUCUCCACUUCCAUUAUCUACUUCCUCAGUCAACUCAACCCCAACAAACAGAAUGUUCAGGAUAUGUACCGAACCAUGAGCAACGUGUUUCUAGUCUUCCCUCAGUUUAGCUUUGGAAACGGGCUGAUGGAGCUGGCACGGGUUGACAUGCAGGUUCAGAUCUUGAAUGCUUACGGGGUGGACGCCUACAAAAACCCUUUCAGCAUGGAUGUGCUUGGCUGGAUGUUCAUCGCCUUGUUCCUGCAGGGUGUCAUCUGCUUCACGCUCCGCCUUUUACUUAACAGGUCACUCAUUCGCAAAGUCAGACGGCUAAUCUGUCGUAAGAAGAUCGUUGCUCGGAGCUAUAGUCCCAAUGCUGAUGAAGAUGUGAUAGCUGAACGCCUGCGAGUGGACAGUGGGGCUGCGAGUGCAGAUAUUCUGCAGGUUAACCAGCUGAGUAAGAUCUACCAGCAUCUGAAGAGGAGUGUUCACGCUGUCAAUGGCCUGUCCGUGGGCAUCCCAGCUGGAGAGUGUUUUGGAUUGCUGGGAGUCAAUGGUGCAGGGAAGACCACCACCUUCAAGAUGCUGACAGGAGACAUUACCCCCACCGACGGCUCGGCUAAGAUCUGUGACAUUGACGGGAGAAUGGUCGACAUCAUAGACUGCAGGAGAGAGGGCAUAAACAUCGGUUACUGCCCCCAGGUGGACGCUCUAGAUGACCUUCUGACCGGAGAGGAACAUCUCUAUUUUUACGCCCGCAUCAGGGGCAUUUCCAAGAGAGAAAUUGACCGGGUCGUGAACUAUCUAUUGCAAAAGAUGGAGCUGAAUUACCACAGACACAACACGAGCGAGAGCUACAGUUGCGGAACACGCCGGAAACUAUCCACAGCCCUUUCCCUUAUCGGAAAUCCUCAGAUCCUUCUACUGGAUGAACCCAGCUCUGGAAUGGACCCACGCUCCAAACGCCACCUUUGGAGAAUCAUCCAGGAGCAGGUGAUGGGCAAAUGUGCUGUGGUGCUGACAUCACACAGUAUGGAGGAGUGUGAAGCCCUGUGCACCCGUCUGGCUAUAAUGGUAAAAGGAGAGUUCAGAUGUCUCGGCUCCCUGCAGCACAUCAAGAACAGGUUUGGCAAAGGAUUCACCGUUAAAAUGUACUUAGCCGGAGCCUCCUGUGACGUGGAUAUGAUCAGUAACUUCAUGCAGCAAAAUUUCCCCAGCGUGUACCUAAAGGACCAUCAUUCCAACAUGGUGGAGUAUCACGUGCCCGUUGCUCCUGGUGGUGUGGCGUCCAUCUUUAACCAGCUGGAGUCCAACAAGGCUGUUCUGCAAAUCCAACACUUCUCGGUCAGCCAGACCACGUUGGAUGAGGUUUUCAUUAACUUUGCUGAAGGGAAGAUGGACGCAGACACGCAAGAAAUGACUGAAGGAUCAGACGUUGACAGUCUAGACUCAUACAAUGCUCUAGACACAUGAACUACUUGAUUUGCACACAAUAGCAUUAAAUGA
Triplophysa rosa is the source of this 17801-nucleotide messenger RNA. RefSeq names its product ATP-binding cassette, sub-family A (ABC1), member 12 (gene abca12). Gene Ontology annotation, biological process: transmembrane transport; lipid transport. Bases 123 to 17768 code for a protein of 5881 amino acids. Gene Ontology annotation, cellular component: intracellular membrane-bounded organelle; membrane. Gene Ontology annotation, molecular function: ATP binding; ABC-type transporter activity; lipid carrier activity. The transcript is spliced from 78 exons. The record is from RefSeq and is a predicted model, not a curated record. NCBI's taxonomy places the organism in Eukaryota, Metazoa, Chordata, Actinopteri, Cypriniformes, Nemacheilidae.